AUGGCCUAUAAUGAGGCAGAUAAAACGCAUCAUGGACUUGACAGCCGAGAGAAAAGUAAGAAGCCAAGGAUGUAUGAAACGGGGGAUGACUUCUGCUCACUUAAAAGCUUCGAGAAGUACCUUUCAAAGCUCCACUCACAAUGUGGAAGAUUAUUUCAACGGCCACAGCGGGUAUUUGCAGGUCCCGAGUCUGAAACCUGGUUUGAAAACUCUCCCUUGGGCAUUAACAAAAUAAAUGGCUUUAUGGCAAGGCUAUCGGAAGCAGCAAAACUGUCACAAAGGUACACUAAUCAUUGUAUUCGGGCAUUUGUGUCAACGCAUUCGAGUCGCAAAGGGUUUUCGAAUGAAGCAAUCAUGGCUGUUACUGGACACAGGAAUGUACAAAGUCUGACAUCUUACAUAAAACCACAUGAUGAUGAAAAACAUAACGUUAGUAAUGCACUCACCUACAAAAGCAGGAAUUCUUCUGAGGUCAAGCCAUAUAAUCCAGUAAGUUCUGUGGUCGUACCAGAACCAGUAGUAGAAAUUGAAACAUCAGAGCCUAAGGAUCAACUCCAGUCACUGGACCAGUGUAGCCAGCUUCAAGUUGCUUCUUCAAGUUCAACAUCUCUUAUCACUUGGAUAUUAUAUUUGCACACAGUUUACUGCAAUUUGUUUGCUGUUGCAGACAAUGGUGGAAACCCAAACGUCGGAGGUAGCAACUUGCCUCUUAGGGGAACAAAAAGUACAUUAUGGGAAGGGGGAAUACGUGCUGUAGGAUUCGUUCACAGCUCACUCAUAGGCAACAAAAGGAACGGCUAUAUUUCGAAUGAGCUCAUGCAUGUUACCGACUGGUUUCCCACGCUCGUCAAUCUUGCUGGUGGUGAUUUGAAAAACAUAGAAGAGUUGGAUGGAUAUGACCAGUGGAAAACUAUUAAGUAUGGUAUUCGAAGUCCACGACAGGAAAUACUUCAUAACAUUGACCCGUUGUAUAAUUCUACAUUUUAUACAAGAAGAUCUUCUAUAAGGAUAGGGGCAUGGAAAAUUGUAAUUGGACAGCUCGGUCCGGGUUCGCGAAAGAAGCAGUCUAGUGAUCUUCAAAACGUUUGCCUGUUUAAUAUUGAGAACGAUCCAUUUGAACAAAUCGAUUUGUCUGAAAGUUUUCCUGAAAUAGUACAAGAUAUGCUUCAAAGACUUGAAGAUUAUGAGAGAGGUUUGGUUUCAUGUCAAAUGCCAGGAGUUGAUUUGCGUGCAGACCCCAUACAUCAUGAUGGAUUUUGGCAACCAUGGCAAUAGAGUGAAAAUUGUUCGAUCCCAUUCAGUACAUCAGUGACAUAACAGGAUAAUUAAAAUCUUUCUAAAAUCCUGUUUGUUUUUAGAUUUCUUGGAUUCAAGCUUUUGUUAUACAAGACUUUUGAAGUUGUGUUUAUCGCCAACUCUUGUCAUUGCGAACACUUUUCAUUCGUUUGUAACAAUUGCAAAACAAGAUAUAAAUCCAUGGAAAGAUUGCAAUCGCAGAAAAGCAACAACAUAAAUUUUUACUUUUGCAGCUAGGGUUUUAAUGUUUUACAGAAACUAUUUAAUGUCUGAAUGGAAGAAGAUGAGAACUGAAAUUUAAAUCCAACUGGACACUAAUGGUGACUUAAUUAAUUUUUUUUAUGUUGCAGUACGAAAUGAUGAUAUUGACUAUAUCAAGAGAAGAAUUGAUCGUAGAAGUUUCAUAUCUGAGAAGCUUUGUUCAAGUUGGUGGUAAUUCAUCACUUGAAAUUUGAUAGCUGAAUCAAAAACAAAAGAAUCAAUUACAUGCACAUUAUCAACAUAUUUUUUAUUAACAAAAUAGCAGACAUUCAGUCCACCCCUCUAACUCACACUUGGGGUAUGCCUAAAUAAAGAGAUUUUAUGAAACUACAAUUAUAACCAUUUAUUAAGAAAAGAACAUACAUUUUCCAUUUUCUAUUACUUCAUGCAUCAAAGAUAUUACUUUUUGUCAUGACACCACAUGUUUAUUCAAACUUGAAAUUUCUUUCCUCUCAAAUCAAAUAGAGGAUCUACAGGUCCAAUGUAUAGUAUAAUUAAAAUUCAGUAAUACAUUACCCCUUCCCGCCCUAGUAAUAUUUCUCAGUUAUGAGAUGCUGCUUCAAUUUUAUCUUAUCAUUACAAACUUAACUCACUUUUGACGUCAAAUUGCUGUGUUUUAUAGUUUUACCAUUUACAUUUAAUUCAGUGUUUCAGAUGCUAAACUGGUAUGUGAAUGUCACUUAUCCAGCAACAAAAGAAACAAACUACAAAUAAAGUCUGAUGAAAUUUAUUUUUAGAUAGUGGCAUAUAUUGGCCAUGGCUGUGAAUAUAUAAUUUUGAAUAACUUUAUGAAUAAAUGCAAUGAUGAUAAUCUAUAAGUCUUUGUACCUAAAAUUCUGCUCCGGAAACGGUAGCAGAUCGGAUUUUUAUGCGUUAAAAACGCCAACAAAUGUCAUAAAUCUUGCAGCUAAUGUUCUUUUGUUAAUGCACUAGAUUCUAUCACACUUUUUACUCCGGCAACGGAAGCAAAAAUUUUAACCUAUAAAGUGUAUAGUCUGUAUAUAUUGUUUUCUGUUCUUCCAUAAGUAGAUCAAUGUAUCUUUUUAGAAAGUAUGCAUUUCUAUGACGCAUCCAGCCAUGACAAAGUGGGAUUGGAGCUGAAAUAUACAAAAGAAAAAAGGACAACAAACUAUUGAAACAAAAUAGGGGAGGGUGGGUGGUAUUUCUUAAGAGACUUAAAUUGAAAUAGUUUGACAGAGCACUAAAAGCACGUCUACCUUCGUUGGAAGUCAGCGAGAAAGAGGACGCUCCAAACGCGUGCUGAUCUUCUCAUUAUAGAGGGCGCUAUAAGCGCGUGCUAAUCUUCUCAUUAUAUUACGUCAUCAUAUUAAAAACCAAUUAACUAAUAAUUCGUUUGUGCUAGAUAAACAGUUUAAUCUUUAGCGAUUAAACUCAAUAUUAUCCAGCAACACAAGAAACAGACUACAAAUAAUGUUUGAUGAAAUUUAUGUUUAAAUAGUGGCAUAAAUUGGCCAUGGCUGUGAAUAUAUAAUUUUGAAUAACUUUAUGAAUAAAUGCAAUGAUGAUAAUCUAUAAGUCUUUGUACCUAAAAUUCUGCUCCGGAAACGGUAGCAGAGCGGAUUUGUUUGCGUUAAAAACGCCAUAAGGUACACUUACAAAAAAACGAGCAUUGUAAGUGGACCUUCCGCCAAAGCGGGAAAGCAUAAAAAUGAAGUCAACAGCCAUGGCCUGUAACCAAAUAACACUAUGACGUGGAGGGGAAUUCAUGUUUCCGUUGUAACUAAUAAAGGAACUGCAUCUGAAAUUGUAUUCAGCAUAAUAUCAUAUCUUUAUGGAGUUAAACGGAUGUCAUCGGGCAUA
This is a messenger RNA of Mercenaria mercenaria, 3378 nucleotides long. RefSeq names its product arylsulfatase I-like. NCBI's taxonomy places the organism in Eukaryota, Metazoa, Mollusca, Bivalvia, Venerida, Veneridae. Gene Ontology annotation, molecular function: DNA binding. Bases 1 to 1275 code for a protein of 424 amino acids. The record is from RefSeq and is a predicted model, not a curated record. The transcript is spliced from 4 exons. Gene Ontology annotation, biological process: DNA recombination; DNA integration.